Molecule: messenger RNA, 2046 nt
Organism: Dichotomopilus funicola
Lineage: Eukaryota; Fungi; Ascomycota; Sordariomycetes; Sordariales; Chaetomiaceae
Exons: 1
Coding region: 1-2046 (681 amino acids)
Source: RefSeq, a predicted model, not a curated record
AUGGGCGGGAGACGGCGAAAGGCUCGGGGGCGCCCCGCGGGGCUCCCUCUUUCGGCACGCAUCACCCACCCCAAGCUGUCCGAUGCGAAUGCGAUCCCACUAUCUGGCGCGACCUCCCCCAGGUUUUCCGACACCAAUUCAACAGCCCUUGCAUUCCGGCCUCGUUCCGAGACGCCCGCCGUGGAACCCGCCGCGGAACGCACCAUCUGUUCUUCCUUGAAUUUUGAUUCUUCGCAGCAGCAGCAUUUCCCCAAUGGCACGGUUACUAAUCCCCCCCCCAGUAGGUACGAGGAUGGAGAAGUCCGGCGCUAUGGCGCUGGCGAGUCGUACCGACCCUUUAACCGCGACCGGUCACCGCCGCCCCGUGCUCGGAGCCCCUUGAGAGAUCGCCCGCGAACCCCGCCUGUGACUAGCGACAGUUACGUCCCCGGCAGGUCCCCACGCCGACGGUCUCGCAGCGCCGACCGCUUUAGGAGAGAUAGGGACAGGUCUAGGGAUCGAGUCGGGGGUGAAAGCUGGCGACGCAGCCGCAGUAGGAUCAGAAGCCCGGUCCGCCGUGUUUCCCCGAGACGGAGCCCAGUCAGGCGAUCGCCGCCUCGCUUUGUUUCCCCGCGCCGCGACGACCGCGCAUUUGUUAGAAGGGACGACAGACGGGAUGAUAGACGAGAUGACCGAAGAGACGACCGUCGCGACGACAGGAGAGAUGAGCGAGACGAACGGCCGAGGUCUCCUCCGCGCCGCGAUUAUGAGAUUAGAGACAUCAGGCGGCGUUCGCGGUCCCCAUUCGACCGGGACAGACUACCAAUUCGCCGAGACCGAUCAACCCCGCGACGCUCACCCCCGCCAGGCCCUCGUGGAGGUGGCAUAUAUCGCCCUCGGUCUCGCAGCCCGGAACGACGGGAUCGCGAUGAUCGCUACGUGGGACCGUCGUACCGUCGACCAUCCCCGCCACCACCGCGAGACUCGAUCCACUCAUCUGGUCUGCCCUCGCGGUCGGGCUCGGGCAGGUCCUCACCCAGGCCUACCUCUGGGCGUCGAGACGAUCGAUCUGUGCCGCAAUCUCCGGCUGCGCGGUCUUACAUAUCGAACGCGCCAACGCCUACUCCCGCAUUCCCGCCGGUUCGUGAUACCCCAAAGCAAGCGGCUCCGCCUCCUCAAUCCUCACAAGCCGCUUUAGCCAGCCAACCUACCCCGAAGCAGCAACAGCCCGCCACCGCAGCCGAUACCGCUUCGACCCCGGUAAGGUCCCCUCCCAGGGGCCCCGCUGCUCUCAGAGCCCCGCCGACCGGGCCCGCAGCUGCUAGGAACUUUACGACACCAGCUACACCCCAACCUGCCCCGUCGCCACGUACCCUACCCCCUGGCCCCAACGGACCGUCACGUCACGGUGCUACUAGUCCUACCAUCCCGCCGUCCGGUCCACGCGGCUAUGUCCCUCCUCGUGGCGCAGGCUUUGCCGGCCGUGGCAGCACUCGAAGCAACUGGCCUGCCGGUCCCACUCGUCACUCCAUCUCCGGCAGCAGUCAAGCCGGCUCACCCACCAUCCCGUCUGCCGGGCCCAACGGCAGCAACAACAAUGGCAGCAGCGGUGGUACCAUCCCAACCGGUCCCCGUGCCCAAUCCACCUCAUCCGCCUCCGGUUCCCCAUCCCUCGGAUCCAAACCCUUCAACCCGCCCACCGGCCCUUCCUCCGGCGGAAACCACAUCCACAGCGGCCCACAACACUCCCACAGCCACGGCCACCCCUACAACAGCCGCCCUUCUCUCGCGCAAAGUCUCAUCAACACCAUGCCCCCAAUCAUCCCCGGCGGCAAGAUCGAUCCCACCGCGAUCCCCAUCGAGCUGGAUCCGCACCAUCGCCGGCUUCGCGAGGAAGAGGAGCGAUUGCGUGAGGAGCUGCGCGUGAAGCAGGAGAAACUGCGCAAGAGUCUGCGGGUGUGGGAUAAGUUGGAGCGGGAGAGCAAGGCGUUUGAACUGAAAGCCGAUUUGAGUGGGGCCAGUCUGAAGAAAUUGGCUGGUGAGGGCUUGGGUGGCGCUGCUUUCUGA